AUAAACCUCUCAGCAACAAGGCUGUGUCAACCCAAUACACUUCAGGAACUGGAUUGGGAAAGAUGACCUGUUAUAAUGACCUCUCAUGAAUCUAUAUAAGACUCUGCAAGCUACCUCAGAGUUUGGAUAUUAACUAAGGGGACUACUAGAUCUGUUUGUGUGAGUGCUGCAACCAUGUCACAGCCAGCUCCUGUCAAAAAGAAGCGCCCUCCAGUGAAGGAAGAAGACCUUAAAGGGGCUAAGGGAAAGCUCUCUAGCAACCAGGAAAUCAAAUCCAAAACUUACCAGGUCAUGAAGCAGUGUGAGCAAGCUGGCUCGGCAGCUCCAUCUGUAUUCAGCCGAGAUCGCACAGGAGGCGAAACAGUCUUUGAUAAGCCUAAAGAAGAGCCUGCAAAGAGCGUCUUUGGCUGACUGCCAAGUCCAAAAGCUGAGCGGAAUAUUCUUCAUGUAGUACUUAACCCCUUGUUUUGCUUUCACGUGCACCAGUCUUAUUACAGCCCCAUUAACUUAAUUGUUUUAAUAAUUAGCAAGAAAGCUUGCAUUGCAAAAUAAGCUUCUUUUUAUACUUUGUUUCUGUGGGGGGGUUUCUACCCCCUCCCCUCCGCUAGACAUGUUGUGAGUGAUUCAAGUUGGGUGGUAAGCCCCCGGGUGCGGACUGGUACCAUAAUGACCAAUUUUGUUGCAUGCUUAUUUCUGUUGCAGAGCUGCACCCCAGUUCCAGUUGUGCUCUUCAUAUUGAUGUGCAGAACCAAUAAAGCGUGGUGGAUUUCA
Molecule: messenger RNA, 771 nt
Organism: Gekko japonicus
Lineage: Eukaryota; Metazoa; Chordata; Lepidosauria; Squamata; Gekkonidae
Gene: MUSTN1
Product: musculoskeletal, embryonic nuclear protein 1
Exons: 3
Coding region: 175-411 (78 amino acids)
Biological process (GO): tissue regeneration; chondrocyte proliferation; chondrocyte differentiation
Cellular component (GO): nucleus
Source: RefSeq, a predicted model, not a curated record